Messenger RNA from Microplitis mediator, 6966 nucleotides. RefSeq lists its product as uncharacterized. The transcript is spliced from 2 exons. The coding region runs from base 456 to 854 and encodes 132 amino acids. Lineage: Eukaryota; Metazoa; Arthropoda; Insecta; Hymenoptera; Braconidae. The record is from RefSeq and is a predicted model, not a curated record.
CCGCCAAGCGUACUCAUUCUGAAACAGGCUCCCGUGGUGAAUACACAAAGUACGCGAAAAUACUAUAUUUACGACAAUACACAAAUCAAAAACGGGUUGGAAAAGCAGAGUACCAAUAUUAACGUACUUCGAUCGAUCAACCUGAAAAUCACUAUUCAAAAAUUUUUCAAAUAAAUAAACCCGCGUUUUUAUUUUAUACUUUUGUAAUUUAAAUAGUGCGCGUUCCGGUUUAUCACAACUGUGACCCGUUAAUUUAUUUAUUUAUUCUUUGCCAUAAACUGUUUUACUUAUCGGUAAUUGUUUAUUGUUUAUUGUUAUAUAUUUAAUAGCAAUAGCAAUAACAGUAACAUUAUUCAAAAAUUAGUGAAUAAUAAAACCGAGUGCCUGUGAAAUUUGAAUACAAAUAAUUAUAAUAAGUAUCAAAAAAAGGCUUGAGUGCAUUACGGAUUAUCGAGAUGGCGUUUAUGAUGCCCGUUGUCAAAAAUGAGUGGGAUAUUUACAAGACCAACCGGAGUAGAAGGUCCUCUGAAUGUUCUAAUCCUCAGGCAUGUCGUAGUCGGAAGGUAUCGGAAUGUUCAAAAUCCGAAGGGCCAUCGCUCUCUACAUCACCUGGAUCCGACUUUCUGACGUCACCAGCCCACCGUUCGGUAGCAAUGUCGCGUCAUUUUUCACGGACAUCCUCACGAACAUCUCAGAGUUCUCUGCAGAGUCCAUGUAAAAGUACCGGGUCCUCGCCGCCUAAAACCGGUAGUUCAAACUCGCUCAACAAAUUUCACAAUCGACUGGUCGACAAGCUUAAAAGGUCACUGAAGAAAGCUGACGACAGUUCCGAAGACCAGCGUAAUUUGUCGUGAAACAGCCAAGGGGUUUUGGGCCGACCGCCAUUAUGCGCCAGCAGCUCAAACCCUAUAGAGAUAACAACGAGACGCAUUUCGACACCCCUGAUUUCAAGGAACUCCCUUGUAGUCGAUGACGAUAAGGUGGUACGGUCAUGUCCCGAUCGAUCUGCGGCAUGGUGAAUUUAAUUAUACACGACCAUUAGUACUACUAGUACACAACAGCAACAAAAUGUCUGAUCUGAGCACUAACCGGCUCUUCCUGUACACUCGAUGUUAUCACUCUAUAGUUUAAACAUCUGCCGCAUACGUAAUCGUAAUGCUGAUGGUAGAUUGAUCGUGGAAGUACAGCCAACAGUAUUGGCGACAGUAGUGCCACCUUGAUCAUCGCCGCCAUUACUUAUCUGUACUUUUGUGUUAAUCACGAUCGUUAAUUCAAAUAGCCGCAGAUCUAGGCUACGAGACGACUACGGCGACUAUGACUACGACCACUACCAAGUUUAUAUGACCAUUUGAUAUCGGCAAUGGUUUAUCAUUUACUUUUAGUCUUUAUUAUAAAUUUAAUUACCUUUUUCUGUUGACAAACAUCUUUUGUAACAUUAAGUACAUGUAGUAUUUUUAAAACAACCGACUUAAUGCAACGACUAUUUCAAUAAUGACGGCUAUAUAUAUCGGGGUUGUAGAAGUUACUUUUAUUUUUAUUUAUAAAACUCAUGUUUUUCACGUUACUAUAAUAAAAUAUUGACGCAAACAUGUGGAGACUAGUCGAUUCAAGGUUAGUGUUAUCUGUAAUAAUGUCGCGAUAUUAUUAUUAUUAUUAUUAUUAUUAUUAUUAUUAUUAUUAUUACUAUUAUUAUUAUUAUUAUUAUUAUUGUAAUUUUUUUAUAUUUCUUCCACACGCGAGCAAUCACAGAGUUCUGAUGCUUUAUUGGUUUCUGCUCCCAAUACUUUCCUCACUGCGGAAAAGACAAUCGAUUUUUUUUUAGACUGGGGUGAAACGGAGUACAGAUAAAUUAUUAUUCUUAAUUUUUAAAAUUAAAAGUUACAUUUUUGAAUUUAAAUUUCCGAAUUUUCUUUACUUUGCUAACUGUAGAUAUUUUAUUUUGAAAUUUACUAGUCAUCUCAUUUGGAUUAUCAAUAAAUACAGUAACGAUACAUCGUAAUUAAUUAUAAUUAACUUGAACGUAAAAUUUUGGCGUUUAAUUGAAAUGCUCGCAAUUAAAUAAAUUAGCUCCGAAAUUAAUUUAGUAUCAAUUACGUGAAUUCGUUAGGAAAUUAACGCGGAUCAAUAUUAAUUAGAGGUAAUUUUAGACGAAUAUUCGAAAUUAGAACCGAUUUUAUUUUAAUAUCUUUUGCGCUCUUCUGAUAUUGAUAAAAAAAAACUAGAACUCCAAUUUGGAAUUUCAAUACUCGGUUUAAAAAAAUUAUUCCAUCUCGCCCCAGUCCGAAGUAGAAAAAAAAUGUCAAUUUGGAUUGAAAUAUUUUUAUUUUAAAUACUAAAGAGUUUUUAUAGUCAAAAUUAAUUUAUUGUUAUCCUAUUCAAAAAUUUAUGAAUUUUUAAAUUUAUUCAAAUUUUAAAAAGUUUACAAUGAAAAUAUUAUCCAAAAAUAGAUCAACCUCUCAACUUUUUUCUUUGGGUAAAAAUAAAAAUUAUGACUUACAUCAUUACAAUCAAUGACGUGAUACUAAGGAAUUUAUGUAAACGCAUAAAAAAGUAUUUUAAAAAAUAAAUUUUUGAGUAGAGAUACACGACUUAAGUUUCUUAAUAUAGAACUGUCAGGCUGUAAUAUAUUUAAUAAAUUUUUUUUUAUUUUUUUAUAUAACUCUACAAUGACGUCUUUUCCUAGUUGGUAAUAUAUAUUUAUAUAUAUAUAAUAAAUUAAAAUUAUAUUAUCUGUACAAAUUAAAUUUAUUAAUUGUAAUGAAGAAAUUUAUGACGGAAGGUUUAAGGGAGCGAUUUAUAUAAUAGUAUAAAAAAAAUAAAAAAAUAAUAUACAUUUUGUGUAUUAUAUUUUAUCGUUAUACGAUAUUGAUUAUCAAUAUUUUUUAGACGGCUUUCGCGAUAAGAGAAAACGGAAUAUAAAUAAUAAUUAAUAAUAACGUGUUAUUAAAAUUAUAUUUUGAUAUAUUGAAGUUUAUAAAUAAAUUAUUUUCUUUAAAUAAAUUAUAAACGGGUAUUCCGUGUUUCGUUUCACUAAAUUAUUUAAUCGCUUGUAAAUUAUCGAUUACUAACAACGAUGGUUAUUUAAUUGUACCAAUAGUUUUUUUUAAUUUAAAAAAUUAACUGUUUCAAAUAAUUAAUUUUUCACGAAAAACUGCUUAGGUCCGAAUCGGAUAAUUUGAAAAUUUAAAAACAGUUAGAGUUUUUAAAAAAUUAAAAUUACAGUCGAAUUUCAUUAACUCGGACAGUUAAUCGACAGAGGAAUGGAGAUUUCUUAUAAUUUCCUAGUUAACGGAUCCCCUUUCUCUUUUAAAAAGUUAACUAUGGCGCAUGCGCUCUUACAUCUACAUGUUUGAUGCGAAUAUAAAUGUAUGACACAUACAAAUGUAUAGCAUCAAGUGGGAGCUCGUAGUGGGAGCCGAGAUUGAGGGGAAGUUCCGAGUUAAUGGACUUCGGCUUCAUUUUAUUCGAACUUUGAAUCGAAUAAUAUUCGAUUUGAUUAAAUUCAAAAAUAUUAUCGAUAGUGAAAAUUAAUAAUUUAUCAAAAUUACACCGGUCAGAUAAAAAUGAAAUAAUUUAAACAAUAAUAGUAUUAAAUUUUAAUUUUUUAUGGUAAAAAUGAAACGUCAGGCUCAGCCUUGAAGUAAAUAAACACAAAAAAUAAAUUAUUUGAAUCAGUUAAUUUAAUAUUUAUUUUCAUCACGGUUUGACCGGGAACAAUUAAAAAGUAUGAUCUAUAUAUAUUGUAUGUACCGUAUGUAACUCUGUGAUACAGUAUGCUGUAAGAAUAGAUUUAUUUUGCAAAGAUGAAAGUGAUGGGAGAAAGUAAAAUUAAUUGAUAUUUAAUAAAUAAACAAAUAAAUAAAAAUAAAGUUUAAAAAUUUUUUUUUAUUCAUCGGCAAGCCCGAUAGUGAGAGUCGAUCUCUCAUUUAGUUUUCUUAAUUGUUCUAAUUAAUAAUAAUAAAGUCGUCUCGAAAGAAAAAUAAAACGUGAGUUUAUUGUACGCCGUAAUAACCCUAAGACUAUUAAUUGUAACUUACAUUAGUAAUCAGAUGAUUAAAUAUUAGCCUGCGAGUAAAUAAUAAAAAUACACAUGGAGAAAUUUUUCUUGUUUGAAAUGAUAUAGUGACGUAGUAAAAACGGACAUGGUUGGCCACCAACGGAAAUUGAAGUAAACACACGCGAACAUUACUAUGGUCAGAGGAAAAUUUACAAAGGUCAGUCAUAUGGGGCAAGUGUGCGCAAGUACAUUCAUUUUGAAGUAAAUGCAUGAGCUUGCGCACACUUUCCCCACAUGACUACAGUAAUUUCUGACAUAAUCAUCAAUUUUACUACACGGAAAGAAAAUUAUGGGAAGUUUUGCUAUGCAUUAUGGGAAUGGUUCCCAUAAUGGUAUGGGAAUAGUACCUAUACUACUAUAGGGAUGGUUCCCAUAUAUUAUGGGAACCAUUCCCAUAAUAGUAUGAGAAUAGUUCCCAUACCAUUAUGGGAAUGGUUCCCAUAAUGAUAUGGGAAUCAUUCCCAUAUUAUUAUGGGAAUGGUUCCCAUAUUGGUAUAGGAACUAUUCCUAUAAUAUUAUGGGAACUAUUCCCAUAAUGUUAUGGGAACCAUCCCUAUAAUAUCAUAAAAUUUUUUUUUGCACAAUAGUGUAGAAAUUUCCCAAAAUUUGAAUUUUCUUGAAUGUUUUGUGCUGACAAAAAAUUCUUGUUAAAAAUUUUAAUGUUUUUUUGCCAAAUACGAUUUUUUUUUCAAUGUUUGAAUUUUUGUUUUUAUGUUUAAUAAUAUUUCUGUGUAUUGUAGAAGUUAUUACCACACUUCUUUAAAAUAAUUUUUUCAUGAUAAUAUGGGAACCAUUCCCAUAAUAUUAUAGGAAUGGUUCCUAUAAUAGUAUGGGAACUAUUCCCAUAAUAUUAUGGGAAUGAUUCCCAUAAUGGUAUAGGAACCAUUCCAAUUGCAUUAUGGGAAUCAUUCCCAUAAUAUUAUGGAAAUAGUUCCCAUACUAUUAUAGGAACGAUUCCCAUAAUAUUAUGGGAAUGGUUCCUAUAAUUUAUGGGAAAGGUAUAAAUUAUAGGAACCAUUUCCAUAAAUUAUAGGAAUGAUUCCCAUAAUAUUAUAGAAAGUAUUCCUAUAAAUUAUAGGAACCAUUCCUAUAAUUAUAGGAAUCAUUCCUAUAGUGUUAUGGGUAUCAUUCCCAUAAUUAUAGGAACUAUUCCUAUAAUUAUGGGAAACAUUCCUAUAAUUAUAGGAACCGCUCCCAUAAUUUAUGGUCGUAAUUCCUAUGAUGGUAUAGGAAAAAAUUUCACAAAAUUAUGGGAACCGCUGCCAUAAUUUUCUUUCCGUGUAUGGCCAUAGUAAUUUUUCUAUACGUUCAUUUCAAUUUCCGUAAGAUGGGCAACAUGGGCCGGCCCAGCAUCUCAAACAUGAAUAAUUUUUCCGUGCACAAAAAGUCGCCUAUACAAAUUGCAUUUGGUGUACGAGUUUAAAAAUAAAUAAUCUGAGUAAAUGAAUGCGUGGGUGUGUAAUGUAAUGAGUGAUAAAAAUAAACAUAUAAAAUAUAAAAUUUUUUAUUGGUAAAUAAUAUAGUAUACAUGUACAAUGUAUAAUUAUUUAAUACUGUAAUAAAAAAAUGUGAAUAAGUAAAGAGUUGCCGCUUUACGUAAGACUGCUUUAAUGAGAGAUGAUGAUUACAAUAAUUUAAGAUCGUUAUUUACUGGUGCUGGUUUUUACGGAUAAAUAGUUUAGAUUAAACAUUAAGUUUUAUGUAAUUAGUAUAUUAUUAUUUUCACUUGAUGUUUAAUUUAUUUAUUCGUGGAUGCCUUAUGACCUGAACUGAUUAGACUGUGAAUUAGAUAUUUAAUAUAUUAAUUACUGAUUCAUGGAUAUGGAAGCGUUAAUUAUACAUUAUUGGUGUAGUGAGAUAACGAUCUAUUUAUUGCUGCGAUCUUGAGCCUGGUAAUAAGAUAAUGCAUUUUUUUUAUUUCAAAUUAUAAUUAUUUUUCUUGGCUUCAAAUUUUUUUUUUCUUAAUUGAUUUAAUUAUUUAUUACCCGGCACAAGUUCGCGACGUUACAAAAAUUAAUAAUUUAUUCAGAGAUCGCAAUAUAUAUAUGAACAUAUAUAUAUUGUAUUAUUGUAAUUAUUAGUAAUAGUUUGGGAUUUUUGGAGCGGAUUUUUUUACACACGGAUAAGAUUAAAUUAGAACAGUUUUAUUUAUUUAUCAUAAUUUAAACUUUUAAAAAAUGAUUUUUAAUAUUUUUGAGACUGACGUCAAAAUUUGAAUUCAUUGCUGUUAGACGUCACAAAAAAUUAUUCUUCUACUGACGUAUUUUUUUUUGUUAUCAAAAUGAAUUUUACUGUUUAUAUAUUUUACCUUAUCCAUGAUUAAACAUCACUGCCAAAAAAACCCAGUUAAUUAUUAAAUAGAUAAAUUUAAGAUGUGGAAAAAAUUUUUUUAUAUAUAUGUAAAAAAAAAUUUUUUUUACCUUCGCGCCAAUUAUUUUUAUUAUGUAAUUUCAUACAGUGUUUUUUUAAAAUAUAUAUCAUUAUUUAUUAUUAAUAGUAUAGCGUUUUUCAUCCCUCGCAACCUUGGAUUUUAUUGUUUAAUUAUUUAACGUCAGAGUAUCAUUAAAUGUUAUGGUUAUUUUAUUAUUUAAUUAGUGUGCGAUUUAUUGUAAUUAAUUUAAAUUUAACAUACUCAGGGUAAUGCGAGGUGGUAGUUACACAUUCCAGUGUAUUCGUAUUAUAAAUUCAUAAUUUAAACAAUUUGAUAUGUAUAUUAUUAAAUUAUAGUUGGGAAAUAAUUGUAAUUGUAUUGGCGAAAUAUAAUAAUUGAAGCAAUGAAAAUAUUAUUUUAAAACAAACCAUAAUAAAUCUGUUUUAAAUGCUUAAAUUAUAAAAUUAAUAUAAAUUAUUAAAUUAUAAUGUAUCGCGAUUUUUAUGUCAUGUUCAAUAAAGUUUAAAAUACAUACCUA